Molecule: messenger RNA, 1815 nt
Organism: Ixodes scapularis (black-legged tick)
Lineage: Eukaryota; Metazoa; Arthropoda; Arachnida; Ixodida; Ixodidae
Product: dihydrolipoyl dehydrogenase, mitochondrial
Exons: 14
Coding region: 92-1633 (513 amino acids)
Cellular component (GO): oxoglutarate dehydrogenase complex; mitochondrion
Molecular function (GO): flavin adenine dinucleotide binding; dihydrolipoyl dehydrogenase (NADH) activity
Source: RefSeq, a predicted model, not a curated record
AGCGGUUACAGACAGGCGGCGCUCCCUCUGCUUUCGGGUCGAUUUUGCCGUCUGUUUGUCCUUGCUGGUUAGAAAACGUUCAAGAAAUAGCAUGCAUUCAAAUCUGUGGAUUAGGUUAAUCCCGGCACUCAGGGCCUCUACGCUGCAGAGGUCUGCGUGCACUGGCAUUUCUGUUCCUGGCAUCCAUACGUCGCAUCAUCGAAAUUACUCCAGCAGCACGGAAGAACAUGACCUAGUUGUAAUUGGCAGUGGACCAGGAGGCUAUGUGGCUGCCAUCAAAGCAUCACAAUUGGGACUCAAGACGGCAUGCAUAGAGAAAAACGACACACUGGGAGGUACCUGCCUCAAUGUUGGCUGCAUUCCUUCCAAAGCGCUGUUGCACAACUCUCAUCUUUAUCACAUGGCCCAUUCGAGCGACUUCAAGAACAGAGGCAUUGAAGUCGACAAUGUUCGUCUCAACUUGGACCAGCUCAUGAACCAGAAGAGUGCUUCAGUGAAAGCUUUAACUGGAGGAAUCGCACAUCUUUUCAAGCAGAACAAGGUUACCCACAUUCAAGGUCAUGGCAAGAUUACUGGCAAAAAUGAAGUCACCGCUUUGAAACGGGAUGGCACCAGUGAAGUGGUCAAGACCAAAAACAUCCUCAUCGCCACAGGAUCUGAAGUGACCCCUUUUCCAGGAAUUGAGGUUGACGAGGAGACAGUAGUAAGCUCCACGGGCGCACUAAGCCUCAAGCGAGUACCACAGAAGAUGAUAGUAAUCGGCGCUGGAGUUAUUGGCCUAGAGCUGGGCUCUGUGUGGUCCCGCCUGGGGGCUCAGGUGACGGCGGUGGAGUUCCUGGGCCACGUGGGCGGCAUGGGCAUCGACAUGGAGAUCUCCAAGAACUUCCAGCGUAUCCUGACCAAGCAGGGGCUCAAGUUCAAGCUGGCCACCAAGGUCACUGGGGCCACCCGCUCCGGGGGCAGCAUCACUGUCAACCUGGAGGACGUCAAGGACUCCUCCAAGAAGGAGCAGCUGGACUGUGAUGUGCUACUGGUGUGCGUCGGCCGAAGGCCCUACACCGAGAACCUUGGUCUGGAAGAGAUGGGCAUCAAGAAGGACGAGCGGGGUCGCAUCUUGGUCAACUCACGCUUCCAGACAGGAGUGCCCAACAUCUAUGCCAUCGGCGACUGUGUUCCAGGCCCAAUGCUGGCACACAAGGCUGAAGAUGAAGGCAUUGUGUGCGUCGAAGGCAUAGUAGGAGGCCCGGUGCACAUUGACUACAACUGCGUUCCCUCUGUCAUCUACACCCAUCCGGAGGUGGCCUGGAUUGGCAAGUCUGAGGAAGACCUGAAGUCUCAGGGGGUCGAGUACAAGGUGGGCAAGUUCCCGUUGGCAGCCAACAGCCGAGCCAAGACGAACAAUGAGACGGACGGCGUAGUCAAAGUACUGGGCGACAAGCAGACAGACAGGAUACUGGGUGUUCACAUGAUUGGAUCGGGUGCCGGGGAGAUCAUCAACGAGGCUGCUCUUGCACUGGAGUAUGGUGCUUCCUGCGAGGACGUUGCCAGGGUUUGCCACGCCCACCCGACCGUUUCGGAAGCUUUCCGAGAAGCUAAUCUGGCGGCAUACUUUGGCAAGGCUAUCAACUUUUGACUUGCUGUUUGAAAGUACCAAAGCUAACGAACUCACUUGCAUCCAUUUUUUUUUUUUUUCCAACAAUGUGGUUCAAAGAACACAAGUACAGAGAUAUAGAAGCCAGUGUGCAAUGUAUAGGUGCAGAUGUGCUCUUGAACAGAGCUGUUCUUUUUUGAUGUAAUAAAGAAGUUUUAAAACUC